Penicillium nucicola is the source of this 1020-nucleotide messenger RNA. Its product is annotated as putative mitochondrial export translocase Oxa2. NCBI's taxonomy places the organism in Eukaryota, Fungi, Ascomycota, Eurotiomycetes, Eurotiales, Aspergillaceae. Gene Ontology annotation, molecular function: membrane insertase activity. The transcript has a single exon. Gene Ontology annotation, cellular component: mitochondrial inner membrane. Gene Ontology annotation, biological process: mitochondrial respiratory chain complex IV assembly; protein insertion into mitochondrial inner membrane from matrix. Bases 1 to 1020 code for a protein of 339 amino acids. The record is from RefSeq and is a predicted model, not a curated record.
AUGUUUUCCCUUCGUCCAACCUCCCUGCACUCGGUGCGGCGCGCUGUUCAAUUAUCUCACCUACCUCGCCCACAGAUUCGACACUUCCACCCGACGAGACCAGCGUCCUUCUCGGUAAUCAAUAUUGCACUCGACACCUCCAGCGCAUUCAUUCAUGGUGUCCACACCGUAACCUACCUGCCUUGGGUACUCUCGAUUCCCCUCACAGCCGUGAUAGUCCGUACAUUCGUUGCAUUGCCCCUUCAAAUAUUCACAAAAUACCAUGCAACUCGAGAAAAGCGCCUCUCCCCACUUCUACAAUCAUGGGCUGCCCAUUAUCAAGCAGACGCGCGCCGGUUCGCCAAUGUCACGGAUGCUAAAAGAUAUCUCAACUCGCAUAUGACGAAAAGGACCCUUAGCCUCCGCAAACACUGGAAAGUCAAUCCAUUCUACCGACCGGUAACAUUCCUACAGCUCCCCGUCUUCUUAACGCUGAUGGAGAGUCUGCGCUGCAUGUCUGGUAAUAACAACGGUAUUCUUCUCCGGCUUCUAUCAUACUGGGAGGGCUCCGCGGAUCCUACACAGGCACCCCAGUCACUCCACCUGACCAUCGAGCCCACUCUCGCGACAGAAGGCGCGCUCUGGUUCCCGGAUCUGUUGGUUGGUGACCAGACGGGUAUCCUACCUGUCUUGCUGACAGCUUCAAUUCUACAUAAUGUCACCUCGAAUUGGAAGAAGAAGACUUUGUUGUCUGUUGCUGAUCUGCCCUCCUUGCAGAUGUACAAAGAGUCUUUCUUAAUUGGUCUGCGGAGCUUUGUUCAGGUCAUGGCUGUUUAUGUUGGUACUGCUUGCUUCUUCUCCCAGAUUCCUGUUGCUCUACUGCUUUACUGGAUCACGAGUACCAACGUUGCAACGUUGCAGUCUUGGUAUCUAGAGCACCGGGUAUUCAAGACUAGGAAGCUCGAACAGUUCCAGAAGAAGUACAUUGAGUUUAAGAAGGAGGGUGUAGAUGAUCCCUUCCAGCUGAAGAAUUUGCGCUGA